Paramuricea clavata is the source of this 780-nucleotide messenger RNA. Lineage: Eukaryota; Metazoa; Cnidaria; Anthozoa; Malacalcyonacea; Plexauridae. The record is from the annotation of a GenBank genome assembly.
AUGCAGAAUGGUCAUCCGAUUGCAUAUGCCAGCCGAACACUAUCUGAGACAGAAGCAAAAUAUGCUCAGAUAGAGAAGGAAAUGUUGGCCAUUGUUUAUGGUGUCGAGAAAUUUAACGACUACACGUUUGGCAGAAAAGUUACCGUCUACAGUGAUCAUAAACCUCUAGAAAGUAUUUUGAAGAAACCUCCUUACCGAGAGCCCAAGAGACUGCAGGGUAUAUAUGAUGAUCCGUCUCCGAAGUAUGAUAUCGAAGUGAAGUAUGAGAAAGAUAGCAAGAUGUUCCUUGCCGAUACGUUGUCCAGAGCGAGCAUCCCCGGUGAUGGGAAAAGUGGUCCAGAGUUCGAGACCAUCAAUACAAUGAAAUACCUGCCAAUUUCCGACGAACGGUUAAAGGAAAUACAACGAGAAACAAAAAGCUACGAGUCCAUCCAAGUCUUGGCGACGGUGAUUCGGCAAGGGUGGCCAGAGCAAAAAGAAGAUCUGCCAAAUGUUGUGACACCCUACUUCAACAUCAGAGACGAGAUGUCGAUCCAAGAUGGUCUAGUGUUUAGAGGAGAAAGAGUGGUUAUCCCGCAAGCAAUUAGAAGCAAGAUGCUGGGAAAACUCUACAACUCCCACCUGGGAGUAAAUGGUUGCCUUAAUCGAGCUCGAGAGUGCCUUUACUGGCCCGGGAUCUCCAACGAUAUCAAGAACCAUGUUUCAACCUGCGAAGCCUGUCGUGAGUAUGAGAGAAGUCAGCCAAAUGAAACUUUAUGUAGUCAUGAAGUGCCAAACUGA